This is a messenger RNA of Trematomus bernacchii (emerald rockcod), 2585 nucleotides long. It is a transcript of the gene slc29a3, whose product is annotated as solute carrier family 29 member 3. The record is from RefSeq and is a predicted model, not a curated record. The transcript is spliced from 7 exons. Gene Ontology annotation, molecular function: nucleoside transmembrane transporter activity. The coding region runs from base 336 to 1739 and encodes 467 amino acids. NCBI's taxonomy places the organism in Eukaryota, Metazoa, Chordata, Actinopteri, Perciformes, Nototheniidae. Gene Ontology annotation, cellular component: plasma membrane; Golgi apparatus. Gene Ontology annotation, biological process: nucleoside transmembrane transport.
AGGCAAAAAAAGAUGUUAGUCAGCUGACCAGAAAUGAAGUUGCUGUUAAAUAUAUUUUGUUUCAGACUAUCACUUGUUGUAAAGACAGAAGCAACAUCAGGGAGUCUCCAACAAUGAGUGACUCCUUGUCCUGCAGCAUCACAUGAUCGGGACAAUCGGACUGAUCUCAACCAGCAACAGCAGACUAUGGCCUCACAACGGACAGCCUGCCCUUUCCCUUCUGGACUAUCACAAGUGAAUCUCUCUGUUUGACACUUCCUUUCUUUGGUCUACUUUUACUGCCUUCCCUUUUCUCGCUUGCCUUUAUUCUGUGAGCGUCCUGUAGUCUGUGUGUGAUGGAGGACUCGGAGCCUGUGCAGCCCAGCCUCAACUCCUCCUACAUCCCGGGUGCUCUGGGCCACCAGCAGUUAUCUGAGGAUGAGGAGAGCGAGGAGCAGAACCCCUCAGCCUCCCUGCUGCCCAAACAAUCCUCAGUGCCUCUGGCCGUGCGCUACAGUCCAGAGGACUCUUACUUUCUGGUUUACAUCAUCUUCUUUCUGAUGGGCAUCGGCUCCCUGCUGCCCUGGAACUUCUUCAUAACAGCAAAACACUACUGGCUCUACAAACUGAGCAACGACACACAUCACAGCGGCAGUGAGGAACAACGCUCAGACCUCAGCGACUACUUUGAAAGUUAUCUGGCCAUUGCCUCCACGGUGCCCUCUGUGCUCAGUCUGAUACUCAACUAUGUCCUGGUUAACAGGGUGUCCUCAAACGUGCGGAUCCUGUCCUCCCUUUUUGUGAUCCUGCUGGUGUUUGUGGUCACCACGGUGAUGGUGAAGGUGGACGUGUCUGACUGCAGGACGGAGUUCUUCAUCGGCACGCUGGUCAGUGUGGCUGUGGUCAGCGCAGCCUCCAACGUCUUCUCUGGCAGCAUGUUCGGCAUCAGCGGGCAUUUCCCCAUGAGGAUCUCUCAGGCUCUCAUAUCAGGCCAGGCCAUGGGGGGCACUCUGAGUGCUCUAGCAUCAAUAGUGGACCUGUCCGUGGCGAAGGAUGUGAUGGACAGCGCUCUCGCCUACUUCCUCACAGCCGACGUCUUCAUCCUGCUCUGCAUCAUCACAUAUCUGCUGCUGCCCAAGUUUGCAUACACUAGACACUACAUGAUGGCAGCGACGCACCUUGGUUCAGGGGGGACGAGCGAGGGGGCCGUCUCUGUCCCACCGCUGCGGCCGAUCCUCAGGAAGACAUGGGUGCUGGGCCUGAGCGUCUUCUACGUCUUCUGUGUCUCCAUCAUGGUGUUCCCUGCAGUCUCCUCAGGGAUCCAGUCUGCCAAUAAAGACAGUGGCAGCCCCUGGACCACCACUUACUUUGUGCCCAUCACCAGCUUCCUCCUGUACAACAUAUCGGACUUCUGUGGCCGGCAGUGCACGGCCUGGCUGCAGGUCCCUGGGCCGACCAGCAGGGUCCUGCCUGCCCUGGUGCUGUGCCGCUCCGUCAUGGUGCCCCUCCUCAUGUUCUGUAACUACCAGCCCAGGGACCACCUCAACACUGUGCUUUUCGGCCACGACGUGUUCCCUGUGGUCUUUAACUGCCUGCUAGGCCUCACUAAUGGCUACUUAGGCACUCUGCCGAUGAUUUACGGCCCUAAGGUGGUCCCUCGAGAGCUGGCCGAGGCCACAGGAGUCGUCAUGUCCUUCUUCCUCACUCUGGGCCUGGCUGUAGGAUCUGCUUUCUCUGUGCUGAUUGUGCACUGCAUCUGACCAGGCUGUUAUCCUCUACAGGUGUGUAGUUGAACUAUACAGCAGACAGUGGCUGGACAGCAGAGACUGAUGAAGACUACCAGCACACCAGUGUUCUGACAUGAGGGGAACAAAGCGAUAAUAAUUUAAACUAACUAAAAAGCAUUUUUGCCUCUAACUCUACAGUAUUGUGUUUACUCUAAUGUGGGUGGCUCAUGAUGUUAGCCUUACUGUAUCUGCAACAUUAGCAAUGUGUGCAGUUCAUUAGUAAGACCUCAUCACAUCUAUUUGGUACAAGGGGUGAACAUUUGUGGUACAUAUAAAAUUGUGAUGCCAAGGUUGUUAAAUGUUAUAUUAAUUCUCACUAACAAUGUGUGGAUAGAAAAGAUCGGGGUUCUUACACUUUCCGCCACAUUUUUUAAAUCCAUAUGACAGUGUCUUAUCUUAUAUCAGCCUGAAAAAAUGUCUUGACUCAGUGGGGCCAUUUUCUUACUUGUAAACUAAUCUGAACUGCAAUGUCAUCAAUCAGGGAUCUAGCAUCUUUUCAAAAAUAUAUUAAGUUUAUUUCCAGUAGCUUACACUUCAUGUAACCCAUCGACACAAGCCAUAACAGAUGUUAUACUGCACUGGGCAAGUAGUACACCUUUUUAUUAGGGAUUCUAACGUAUAAGUCUAUUUUUUUUUUUUUUCCCCAAUAGCUUCUGUCAUGUGACCCAGUGACUCCCAAUCAAUUCAGUAUUGUAUAACACGGAGGAUACACCUCUCAAUUCAAUUUGAAAAUGUGUGGUAGAAAUAAUUGUAAUUUCUAUCCAAUCACUUACACUUUCAUGACUGACUCCCAAACCAUAAAAAUGUAAAUAACCUGGA